Messenger RNA from Lycium barbarum (goji berry), 688 nucleotides. RefSeq lists its product as uncharacterized. Lineage: Eukaryota; Viridiplantae; Streptophyta; Magnoliopsida; Solanales; Solanaceae. Gene Ontology annotation, cellular component: cytochrome b6f complex. The record is from RefSeq and is a predicted model, not a curated record. Bases 176 to 550 code for a protein of 124 amino acids. The transcript is spliced from 2 exons.
AGUUAGCCUCAUCCAUCUCCUUUCUCAGCCAACCAUCUAAUCAGUCUCCUUAUCCAUUUUCUCUAAUAAUUCACGUCAAACAUAUGUCCCAUGUUCACUCUUCUAUUUUCUCUCUACUUUGGCAAACUUAGAGCACUCCACAAGCCAUCACAACCAGGUUGGUGGUCAGAAAGCAAUGGCAACAGCUUCAAUGACACUUUCUCCCGCAACAGUUACUAUGGCUGUAGCCAGUGUUGGCACAAAGAGAUGUUCCCAGAAAAGAACCAAAGUGAAGUACAUUAGUGGCUUGAAUUCAUUUGGAGGGCUUAAGGCACAUAACAGUGUUGUCUCAUUAGGCCUCCCUUUUUGUACUGAACAGUCCUUUGCCAACAUUGUUAGUUCUUUGAGAACAACUUCAUCACAAGGCAAAGGUGGAGCUUUGUCGUCUACCUGUAAUGCUGCUCUUGAGAUUUUCAAGAUUGCUUCCAUUAUUACAGGCCUCGUUCUGGUCGGAGUUGCUAUUGGUUUUGUCCUCCUUCGAAUUGAAGCUUCAGUUGAGGAAUCUGAUUAAAAAAUUGGUUUGCCAAUGCUUUCACCAAGAUUUACUUUCUCUGCAUUAAUGUAGAAUUGAUUUAUUUUGGAUAUGUAUAUUAACCUUAUAAACUUGGGUUUCCUCAAGAAAUUUUGAAUUUUAGAUUUUUUAAAAUCA